AUGAGAAAAACAACCCACAGUUGCUUCUUACUGAUAAUCCUUCUAACUAGAAUGGUUCCAAGUCUUUCUUCUACUGUAAAUUAUACUGAUCCUACAGUAGAGCCUGUAGUAACUGAAAAUUCAGUCAUACGGCAGAAGAUAAUAGAUUCACAGUUCAAAUGCUAUGAAAGGAUGAACAGAGCUCCUCCAUAUAAGAAAAAAGGUCUGUUCUGCAACCGAACAUGGGACGGCUGGUUGUGCUGGGACGACACACCUGCUGGAAGAAUCACUGCUCAGAAUUGUCCAGAUUAUUUUCCAGACUUUGAUCCAACUGAGAGGGCUUCAAAAUACUGUGAUGAAACUGGAAACUGGUUCCGCCAUCCUGAGAGCAACCGAACGUGGUCCAACUAUACCCUGUGCAACUCUUUCACCUCUGAAAAACUGAAGAUGGCGUUCAUACUUUAUUAUAUGGCGAUCGUUGGCCAUGCUUUGUCUAUAACAUCCCUGUUGAUUUCCUUGGCAAUUUUCUUCUAUUUCAAGAGCCUCAGCUGUCAAAGGAUAACACUGCAUAAGAAUUUGUUUUUUUCUUACGUGCUGAACUCCGUGUUUACAAUUGCCCACCUCAUUGCUGUCGUGCCUAACCCGAGCCUUGUAAAAAAAGAUCCUGUAAGCUGCAAAGUGCUGCAGUUCUUCCAUCAGUACAUGUUGGGCUGCAACUACUUCUGGAUGCUCUGCGAAGGCAUUUAUCUUCACACAUUGAUUGUGGUGGCAGUGUUUGCUGAAGAGCAGCGUUUGCACUGGUAUUACCUCUUGGGCUGGGGGUUCCCUUUAGUGCCAGCAUCUAUUCAUGCUGUUGCAAGAGCCAGAUACUUCAAUGACAACUGCUGGAUGAGUGUUGACACACACUUGCUCUAUAUUGUUCACGGACCUGUAAUGGCAGCUUUAUUGGUCAAUUUUUUCUUUUUGCUUAACAUUGUCCGAGUUUUGGUGACAAAGCUGAGAGAUACCCACCGUGCUGAGUCCAACAUGUACAUGAAAGCUGUCAGAGCCACUUUAAUCCUGGUGCCCUUACUAGGAAUUCAGUUUGUUAUUAUUCCCUGGAGACCAGAAAACCGACUUGCUGGAGAAAUAUAUGAUUACAUCAUGCAUAUAUUAAUGCAUUACCAGGGCUUACUUGUGGCAACUAUAUUCUGCUUCUUCAAUGGUGAGGUGCAAGGAGCUCUGAAGAGGCAAUGGACACAGUACAAAACCCAGUGGGGCCAAAGGCGUCGAGACCACUGUUCCAUGCGAUCUACCUCCUACACUGCAACAUCAAUCACAGAGGUCCCGGUUUACCUGUACCAUCAUGAUUCCAACAAUGAACAGUUAAAUGGAAGAUACAUAGAGGACUCUGAACUCGUCGCAUUAAAAUCUGGAGAGACAUCUACCUAGCCCAGCACCAGCCAUCGCAAACACAUCAUUUCACAUUCUGCUUGUGAACAAAGUGGGGAGAGGGAUGGAUUUGGGGAAACCCAAGCCUCUGUCAGAGAGCAAGACCAGGUGAAAGGACACAUCAUAUUCAAACCGCAUCAGCCUCUGACAGCAGUGGCACAGAGGGGUCUGACGCAGACUGGGAAUAGCAUUUCUUCCUGUGUGCUGCAGCAGGGAGUGAACAUGGACCUGCCUGCCAGGCUAUGUAAUCUCCACACCUCCUGAUACCAGCUCUAUGAAGUGACCAUCUGACAGUUGUAACAGUGCCAGGUAGCCCAUAGCAAAUAGGAAAGAAAGAAUGAAUAUGUGGCAAUUGGAAACUUUCAGCACUUUUUGAUUUUGGUACUUUUCUUUAACACCAGAUUUUGAACUAUCAGCUUCCACAAGAUGUAACUAGCUUGGAGUCCUUUAUUCUUCCCCUUCCAAUGAGCAGGAUGACUGCUUAAAAGAUUUUGCACAUUGCGAGACAAAUCAGAUGAACAUAAAAAGUCACUCCAAAAUAUUCAAAUCUUGAUGAUCUCCCAAGGACACCCCGAAUAUUGCUGACCCCAAAGAAUACCCCAAAAUAAUAUCAUCCCAUUAGCAGGUGCAUAAAGCAAAUGAAGAUGAAAUAGUCAUCGCAUACCAAGAUCUCAAACACCAUCAGAGAAACAGAUCAGUUCUUUAGGCUACAUCACACAAGUCCUGAAGCCAUCUCGAAUAGGUUGGUUUUUUUUAACAAUACUCAUAGUUCAGGAAUAUUUAUUUAUAAGAAAAAUUGUCACCCUAUUACUCUGCCCAGAAAUUCACCACAGAGACACAAUUCUUUCACUCUGAAUAAACUGUGAAAUUUUUUUGGAAAUUAUUAUUUUUUUUAAUAGCCAUUCUGAGAUGAAUGCUAGAUGAAUGCUUGUCUCUUAUGAAAUUAUGACCACAUCAGUAAAGGAUCCCAGCUAAGGAAUGAGAAACUAAUGUCAUAGCACAGGAAGUAUAUAUUUAUAGAAUCUGGUUGCUGUUCUGAGUCCCUAAUCAUAAAUUAGUCUUGCCUUAAUCUGUGAUAAUCUAUUUCAGAUUCUAUUGAAAUUAGCAGACAAAUCAAUGUUGACUUAGAUGAACAGUGAACAACUGUUCAGUGUUCAGAGAUGACUUACACAAUACAGUUUGGUGUAGACUUUGGAAACAGGAGACAAUUUCAUCCUUAGCGAUUUGAAACCAUUUUAAAAUACAGUGUUCGGCCAGGCUCAGUUUUUCCUUCCUGACAUAUCCAGACCCUAAGCUUUACCCUUCGUUUGUAAAUUUUAAACGAAAGGCUGCUGUACGUGUCCACCUACGUGAGUCAACACCUCACUGGAAAAGCCCCUUCCAGGAGUGAGUUUGUGAGGGAUAGGCAUAAACCCACAGCACUAGGGAAGGGACUGAAUUCUCAGUAUCCAGGUGUGAGGCAAUGCCUUGCAGGGAAGGGGUUUGCUCCGUUUGUGCCACCAGCACGCGCAUACAGCCACUGUGCUCCUCCAAAGCUUCCUCUCCGAUGUGAGGGGCGAGCUGCUGGCGCUGCGGCCAUGGAACGAGAGAGGAGCUGGGGAACAAGAACAAACUGUCCACCAACCAACGGUGGAGAUCAUCACAUGGUUAAUCCAGCGGGAUGUUUACAAGAAAAUAUGAUCGUGUGCAUUUGUUCAAGCCACAAUACCUAUUUUUCAGACUUCAAGGAAUACAAAUGUGGUUAUUUUUUCAGACAACAGUAUUUCGUGUAUUGCUAUUUCUACUUUUACUGAUGAACAACGGGAAAUUGAGGAUUUAGUUAUUAGAGACAAUAAAGUGGCUCUGUUAUGAAUGCUGUAUUUCUGAAUAGCUUUGGGGCACGCUGCACUUCCCAGGAGUGCUCCUGAAGGCAUUCCUAGUUUCUAAAGGCACAAAUAAGCUGAUUGUAAAAGAAGCAUGCAUGAUAUAUAUGGAGAGUUUAAUAAUGAACAUGUUGGUUUUAAUAAUGUACAUGUUUACAACAUGUAAGUGCAAGUCGUUUCACAGUCUUUUGUGUUCAUGUGGAUGUACAAAAUGGAAACGCUUUGCCAUUAUAGUGGUUGUUUUCUUCACUAAUGAUAUUUUCUUGCUCCGUUUGGUAGAAUGCUCUGGAAAGCCAAUUUGGGAUCUGGGGUUUAGGAUCUCAGUUUGAGCUUCAGGUGGUGGAAACACUGUGUGGUUACGUCAGUCUUUGUGGCAGUUUUGGUUUCAGUGGAGGGAUGAUGAUUUGAAGGCACUGAAAAUUGGAUCUAACAUACAUAGUGAGUUUAGGGUUGUCAGGAAAGGCUGUGUUUUAGAGGUACUUACUGAGUAAUUUCUGAUCAAAAUAUUUCCUGAUGGAAAAUGCUUUUUCUUCAUCUCAAGAUGUUUUGAAAUGUAGGUAUAUUUCACUUCUCUGCUUUAUAAAUAGUACCAUACACUAGUGAUAGUAAUAUUGGGAAUGCCGAUAUGACCUCAGUAAUUACAAUGUCUUGGCAGUAUGGUGUUCUGUGUCUAACACAUUUCACAGGAACAGCAGAAAUGCAUAAUUAAUGUAUCCACGUAACAAAAAGCAGGAAAGCAGCUGACACUUGAAUCAGUGGAUACCAGGUGUAUUUUAAGAGGAAACCAACCUUCCAUUAAUCACCUCUGCAGUAUCUGUUCCCUCUCAAAAACCGUACCCAACACAUGAAAACCCAGUUUAGCGAACAUUUACUCUGGCAGCAGGUUUGUGUAAUUGCUUUGUCUGAGCAACUAAAUCUAUCAGGAAGAUGCUGGUUGUUAUUCUUUACUAGGUACAGAAACACAGCGCAAAUUAAAAGACUUGUUGUGGCAUGGGAUGCCGAAAGUAAGAUUUGCUUUUUAUUUUAUUUACUUAAUAAAUAUGUGUUAGCUGUAA
Falco peregrinus (peregrine falcon) is the source of this 4327-nucleotide messenger RNA. RefSeq names its product calcitonin receptor (gene CALCR). The record is from RefSeq and is a predicted model, not a curated record. The transcript has 12 exons. Bases 1 to 1410 code for a protein of 469 amino acids. Lineage: Eukaryota; Metazoa; Chordata; Aves; Falconiformes; Falconidae. Gene Ontology annotation, cellular component: plasma membrane; axon. Gene Ontology annotation, molecular function: amylin receptor activity; calcitonin receptor activity. Gene Ontology annotation, biological process: positive regulation of cytosolic calcium ion concentration; cell surface receptor signaling pathway; adenylate cyclase-activating G protein-coupled receptor signaling pathway.